AUGUGCAAGGUGCUGAGCGACCUGGUGAGGGACCUCCUUGGUGUCUGCCAUGUGCUUAGCAGGAAUACCUUCAUGCCCGGGAUUCACCCAGCCCCUGGCACGGACAACAGCUCUGAAUCCUGGAGUGUCCAGAAUAACUGCACCUACUACCAGCUGCUCGUGAUUCUGGAGCCACCCCCUGGGUGCUCUUUCAGCCUGGACACCACAAGGCAGCUGCCAGCAAGGUGCUCUGGCAUCCGUGUGCUGCAGGAGUGCACGUGCUCGAGGCAGCAGCUACUGGGGAACACGCUGUGCUUUCUCCACCCUGCUGGCAAUGAACUGCUGAGCGAACAGAGCUGGAACGCCCUCAGCAUCCUCUGCACAGGCUCCUACUUGGACAUGGAGAAAAUUGCCUACUGGGUGCAAAUGUUGGUACGAGAAGCCUGGUGGCAUUUGCCUCAGUCAUACUGGUGGCAGCUGACGGUGCUGCCUUCCCGCCAGUCCUGCAGGUUCCAGCUGACCACCCCCUGCGAGAUGCAGACCUACAUCGAGCUGGUCUUUGCAGUGCAGCAAGGCAGCACAGGCACGUACCCGAGCCUUCAGCAGGCAGUGGCCAACCUUCCCAGCAGCACAGCAUGA
Messenger RNA from Acanthisitta chloris (rifleman), 618 nucleotides. RefSeq names its product inositol 1,4,5-trisphosphate receptor-interacting protein-like 1. Lineage: Eukaryota; Metazoa; Chordata; Aves; Passeriformes; Acanthisittidae. The transcript has a single exon. The record is from RefSeq and is a predicted model, not a curated record. Gene Ontology annotation, cellular component: membrane. The coding region runs from base 1 to 618 and encodes 205 amino acids.